Messenger RNA from Zasmidium cellare ATCC 36951, 1605 nucleotides. RefSeq names its product glycosyltransferase family 15 protein. The transcript is spliced from 2 exons. The record is from RefSeq and is a predicted model, not a curated record. Gene Ontology annotation, cellular component: membrane; Golgi apparatus. Gene Ontology annotation, biological process: protein N-linked glycosylation; cell wall mannoprotein biosynthetic process. The coding region runs from base 1 to 1605 and encodes 534 amino acids. Lineage: Eukaryota; Fungi; Ascomycota; Dothideomycetes; Mycosphaerellales; Mycosphaerellaceae. Gene Ontology annotation, molecular function: alpha-1,2-mannosyltransferase activity.
AUGGACGUGCUAAAAGGGAUCCAAAAACGCCUACCCUCUACAGACGACUUGCCGACCCUCAAGGCGUUACAAUACUCAUCGCUCAAGGAUGCAUCAGGCAAGAUCGCGCCGAGGCUGUCCUUCUUCAAGAAGAGGAUACGCAUCCGCGGCAACAGCAAAUUCAGCAUACCGCUCUAUCUGGUUCUGCUGUUCCCUUGUAUAGUAGUCAUAGUAAUAUUGCUUCUCUUCUUGCGGCAUCCUGCAUCGCCCGGGAGCAGGCUAAUACCAACCGGCGCACCGCCGAGCAUACGAAAGAUCAGCGAAAAGCACGACAAGGUCUUCGUCAACGGCUGCUUAGACCCCAAGAUCACCGCCAAGGAGCACCCCCGAGCAAACGCAGCAUUUGUUGUCCUGGCACGGAACAAGGAGUUGGACGGUGUGAUUGAGAGUUUGAAGAGCGUGGAAAGACACUUCAAUCGCUGGUUCCACUACCCAUACGUCUUCCUCAACGAUGGCGAGUUCAACAGCACCUUCAAGGAGACAGUGACAAAUUAUACCAGUUCGCCUGUCGAGUUUGGCACAAUUGGACCAGAACAUUGGGGAUAUCCAAACUGGACAGACGCGAAUGUCGCCAAGGAGGGUAUCCGCAAGCAGGGUGACCAGGCUAUCAUGUACGGUGGCAUGGAAUCAUAUCACCACAUGUGUCGAUUCUACUCUGGCUUCUUCUACAAACACGAACUGCUUCAGAAGUACGAAUGGUAUUGGCGAGUGGAGCCCGAGAUCAAGUACUUUUGCGACAUCACCUACGACCCCUUCAUCCAUAUGGCUCGCAACAACAAGACGUAUGGUUUUACCAUUGCCGUCAAGGAGCUGAAAGAGACUGUCCCAAACAUCUUCAGAUACGCAUCUGCGUAUAAGAGGAAGCACAACUUGAAGUCGCAGGGUCUGUGGGAGAUGUUUGUCGAGCCAAAGGAGGGCUACAACCAAGAUGGCACGCCAAAGCCAGGUACCAUCCCACCUGAGGAGUUGCCCAAGGAAGAUCCGAAGUACCAGGACGAGAAGCACAAGCCAUUGCCAGAAGACAUUCUGCGUACAGAGCCUGGACAAGGAUCUCUUCCUGACAUUGACCCUGAAGCCAUGGAGGGCGAGAUCUACAACAUGUGCCAUUUCUGGUCCAACUUUGAGAUUGCACGCCUCGACUUCUUCCGCAGUCAGGAGUACGAAGACUUCUUCAACAUGAUGGACCGAUCAGGUGGGUUCUGGAUGGAAAGAUGGGGUGACGCACCAAUCCACUCCCUCGCCGCUGGUGCCCUUCUGUCACCCAAGGACAUCCACUACUUCCGCGAUUUCGGCUACAGACACACCACCAUCCAGCACUGCCCCGCGAAUGCGCCGGCACGUCAGCUAGAAAGAGAACCAUAUCUCGAGACGACGACCACAGACGAGAAAGCACGACGAGAAGAAGACGACUACUGGGCGAAAUGGGAUACACCUCAAGAGAACGGAGUCGGCUGCAGAUGUCGCUGCGAUACAGACAUUGUCGACGUGGAAGGUAAAGAGGGCAGCUGCAUACCCGAAUGGGUGGAAAUCGCAGGCGGAUAUAUCACACCUCAAGGACCCGGCUGA